Cuculus canorus (common cuckoo) is the source of this 2197-nucleotide messenger RNA. RefSeq names its product deoxyribonuclease 1 like 2. The record is from RefSeq and is a predicted model, not a curated record. Gene Ontology annotation, molecular function: DNA nuclease activity. Gene Ontology annotation, cellular component: nucleus. Lineage: Eukaryota; Metazoa; Chordata; Aves; Cuculiformes; Cuculidae. Gene Ontology annotation, biological process: DNA catabolic process.
GGCACCACGAUUCCCUCCCCGGCACCCCCUUCCCAUCCCACACCACCGAGCACACGGGCUGGAUUGGGACCCACAGCCCGCGUCUCCCUGGCAGGAUCGUGGUGUGUGGUGCCAAGCUGAAGAGAAGCAUCGUGCCAAACUCAGCUGCCAUCUACAAUUUCCAGCACACUUUCCGGCUGGAGCAGGAGGAGGAUGGCGGCCUCGAAGCGGGUGCUGUUGCUGCUGGUUGCAGCUCUCCUGCUGCACGUGGCUGUUGCACUGAAUAUCAGCGCCUUCAACAUCAAGCAAUUUGGGGAGGCAAAGAUGAACAAAACGGAAGUCGCAGAUAUCAUCGUCAAAAUUCUGCAGAAUUUUGACAUCACCGUGCUGCAGGAGGUCCGGGACACCAGAUUGUUCGCCGUGAACAAGCUCGUGGCUGAGCUCAACAGGGGAACCCCAGGCUUGUACAGGUUUUUGUCUAGUCAACCCUUGGGUUGGAACUGCUACAAGGAGCAGUACGUGUACAUCUACAGGUCGGACAGAGUCUCUGUGGUGGACACCUACCAGGUUCUGAACCAGAGUGCCUUCAGCAGGGGACCUUUCAUCGUCAAGUUCUUCUCACCUGACACACAGGUGGAGAAAUUUGUGAUGGUGCCCCUGCACUCCAGGCCCACCAAUGCGGUAAAAGAGAUCGACGCGCUCUAUGAUGUGUACACCAAUCUCACUAAAAACUCAAAUGACGACGUCCUCUUCCUGGGCGACUUCAAUGCCGGCUGCAGCUACGUGAAAGAUGCUGACUGGCCCAAAAUCCGCCUGCGCACCAGAGCACCUUGUGACUGGCUCAUCACGGACGAAGAUGAUACCACUGUAACUGCUACCACACACUGCCCCUAUGACCGCAUCGUCGCCUGUGGCACUGCACUGCGCCAAAACAUCACGCCCAACUCUGCCAAAAUCUACAACUUUGAGUUGGCUUUUGACCUCACUAACCCACAGGCUUUGGAAGUCAGUGACCAUUUCCCAGUGCGGGUGACCCUGAAACCAGGUGCUACAUACUCGGCAAGGCUGCUCAAGGAAGUGCCAGCCGUGGCACGCUGUUGCACACCAGGACUUAGGAGGGACCUACAUAGAUUUUUUUCGCUCUGUCUCAAAAUCCAAAGCAGCCUUCCAAGUUCAGCUCCCAUCACUGCAUCCCUGUGGUUCUGCAUCACUCCGGGCAGGAUGGGGACCGUGGCACCGGCACUGUCUCUACUGGCCGUGGCUCUUCUGUGCCCAGCCACUGCCACACUGCGCAUCGGUGCCUUCAACAUCCAGGCGUUUGGAGACACCAAGAUGUCCAACGAGGAAGUGGCGAGCAUCAUCGUGAGCGUCCUGAGCCGCUACGACGUGGUGCUGGUACAGGAGGUGCGAGACUCCGACCUCAGUGCUGUCACCCAGCUCAUGGAGCAGCUCAACAGCGUGUCCACAUCCCCAUAUGACUACGAGAUCAGCGACCUUCUGGGACGGGACAAUUACAAGGAGAUGUACCUCUUCAUCUACCGGACAGACGUUGUGUCUGUGGUGGAGACCUACCAAUACGAGGACCCUGAGGACGUCUUCAGCCGGGAGCCGUUCAUCCUGAGGGUCUCAGCACCCCACAGCAGUAUGUAGGGGGACAAGUGGCCUCGGAUGGUGUCAUGGGGUGGUUGUAGGGGAUGUCCCUCUCCUCUGGCAGAGGCAGAGCAGUUUGUGCUGGUGCCGCUGCACUCAGCCCCGCACGAUGCUGUUGCUGAGAUCGAUGCACUCUACGAUGUCUACCUGGCCAUCGUCAACAAGUGGGGCACAGAUAACAUCAUGUUCCUGGGGGACUUCAACGCCGAUUGUGCCUACGUCCAACGGAGCGACUGGUCGUCCAUCCGCCUGCGCACCAGCGACCUCUUCAAGUGGCUGCUCCCUGACAGCGCCGACACCACCGUGGGGAAGUCAGACUGCGCCUACGACAGGAUCGUGGUGUCUGGUGCCAAGCUGAAGAGAAGCAUCGUGCCAAACUCAGCUGCCAUCUACAAUUUCCAGCACGCUUUCCGGCUGAAGCAGGAGGAGGCCCUGGCAGUCAGCGACCACUACCCGGUCGAGGUGAAGCUGAUGGCUUGAGCUCCUCCUGCAUCUGCAGACCACGAUCCAGCUCCAGCUCCUGCCACAAGUCCCCGUGAAGGCGCUCCCUGCAGCCCUGUCCACAAGC